Messenger RNA from Anopheles coluzzii, 1878 nucleotides. Its product is annotated as venom carboxylesterase-6-like. The transcript is spliced from 2 exons. Lineage: Eukaryota; Metazoa; Arthropoda; Insecta; Diptera; Culicidae. The record is from RefSeq and is a predicted model, not a curated record. The coding region runs from base 57 to 1769 and encodes 570 amino acids.
ACUUGUAAAAGUGAAGCGCAAGCAUUUAAAAUAAAAAUCAAUGUACUUUCUUUAUUAUGGAAGUUCAAAUAGCAUCAUUUCGGUGGAUUUGUUUGAUAAUUCUAGGUUUUUCCACUCCUUUUGUCGUUGGUCACGAUAGUGCAAUAGUUGUGAACAUACAGAAUGGACCAAUUGCUGGUGAACGGCGUGGAGAUUAUUACGCAUUUGAGGGUAUUCCAUACGCUAAGCCUCCGCUGGGUAACUUACGGUUCGCCUCCUCGGAGCUGAACGAUGAUCGGUGGACCGAACCACGGAGCACUACCAAGCCAGGAUCAAUCUGUCUACAGUGGGCUCAUUUCAAUAAGACCAAAGACAAGUUAAAAGGUGCAGAAGAUUGCCUGUUCCUAAACGUUUACACAACAUCGAUUGACCCAACCGUCCGACUGCCCACGAUCGCGUUCAUACACGGAGGCGCAUUUAUGUUUGGAGCCGGAAGCAAAAGUAAACCAGACCAUAUCAUAAAACGACACAUAGUUUUGGUCACCUUCAAUUACCGUCUAGGGCCACUCGGGUUUCUUAGCACCGAGGACGAUGUCAUUCCCGGGAACUUUGGACUCAAAGAUCAGGUGAUCGCUUUGCAGUGGAUUAGGGAGAACAUCGAAUCGUUCGGUGGUGAUCCCGAAACGGUUAGCAUAGUUGGAUAUUCAGCAGGAUCUGCCAGCGUACAUCUCCAUUACCUGUCUCCACUUUCGCGAGGAUUGUUUACAUCCGGCAUUGGGCACAGCGGAUCUGCACUUAACCCUUGGACAAUGGCAGAAAAAUCAACGGAAAAGGCAAAACAAAUUGGCAGUGCACUUGGCUGUCCCAUAAGAACAUCACAAACGCUUCUGGAAUGUCUACGAAAUGUUCCGGCAGAGGACAUCGUACGACAAGUGUCCCAGUUUCUUGACUUUCUCUACAAUCCCUUCUCGCCGUUCGGUGCAGUCGUUGAGAGGGAAGGAUCGCUUAAUCCGCACCCUUUUUUAAAAGAAACCCCUCGAUCAUUAAUGAGCAGCGGGAAUGUGGCCAAAGCACCGCUCAUACUAUCGGUUACUCAAGCUGAAGGUCUUUACCCAGGAGCAGAGUUUAUCAGCGACCAUAAAUACAUUCAGGAAAUAGAUUCCAGAUGGAAUGAGCUUGUGCCAAGCAUUCUGGACUAUAAAACGGCAGUAGGCGAUCUGAAGACACGUGAUCAUCUAUCUGAAACGAUUCGCAGUCGUUAUUUCCAAGGCAACGAUCGAUUAUCAUUGAAUAAUUUCAAUGUACUGAUUCAAAUCAUUUCUAAUCGACUCUAUUUUGCUGGCGUUACGGAAUCGAUCAAACUAAUGCAGCCCCACACCAAGGUGUAUGUCUAUGUGGAUUAUUUCAAAAUCAAGUACGGUAUCGGUGAGAAGCUAUCCAAGGGCGCAGAUACGACAUACCUUGGAGUGUCCCACGGUGAGGAUGUCGAUCUGGUAUUUCAUAGCAUUGCCCGAGAGCAUUUACCAUACACCAAGGAAGAGAGGAUAGUGAUCAAUCGGUUCGUAACCAUGUACAAACAUUUUGCCAAAGGAGCUGCUCCUCGAUUUGGGUCCCAUACACUCCCUCUGCAGGAUGAUCGCGAUAAGAUUUCGUACUUGAAGCUGAACUAUCCACAAAGUGUAGUGAUUUGUGCCAGUGGAUUAAAUGAUGAAGAGUUUUGGAACAGUCUCGAUUUUAACGAUGCACCGUAUGAAAGGAUUUGCAAUUCAAAUCCAGGAAUAGACGAAUGAUAUCACUGUUGCUGUGCUAAGAACACGUCUAAGCAUAACAGUGUCUUAGUGUAGUAUUAUGACAACGUGAUAAUGCAAUAAAAAAAAAUAUUGAAAGAUCGAAGAUAUG